Molecule: messenger RNA, 906 nt
Organism: Paraglomus occultum
Lineage: Eukaryota; Fungi; Glomeromycota; Glomeromycetes; Paraglomerales; Paraglomeraceae
Source: the annotation of a GenBank genome assembly
AUGGAAACUAGCCUGCCAAAAAUCACCGCAUUAUGGGCUGUUAAUAUCAUUACUUGGAAUCCUACUGACGAGGAAUUCGACGAUGCAUUAUCUACCAUCUCGGCGUACGAGAGGGAACGAAUUUGUCAGUUGAGAAUCAAGGAACAAGCAAAAGCGUCACUAAUUGGGAGAUUACUCUUGCUCUAUCUUUUUAACAGUAUAUACAACAUUCAAUGGGAAGCAAUAAAAUUUGAAAGAACCAAGGAGAAUAAACCAAUACUGGCAAGUAGUGUUCGUCUAUUUAUCGUAUUAGCAGGGCUAUCCCGCACAUCGAGCUGGUAUCUUACGCUUUUAUUUUUACUUUCGAAUCAGGUUUUCCCAGACAUUGGUGUUCGGGUAGACUUUAAUGUUUCUCAUCAUGGUGAUUGGGUUGUUCUUGUAGCUUCAGAGAAUUGUAGAGUUGGUAUAGACGUAAUGAAGAUCGAAGAACCGUAUAAUGAGAAUAUAGAGACAUUUCUAGAAAGUCUUCGAGAACAGCUAUCAAAGACUGAAUGGGACGCAAUUUCUGCUCCAGAUUACCCCAUCUUAAAGUUACAUCGUUUUUACAGAUAUUGGUGCUUGAAAGAAAGUUACAUUAAAGCUAUUGGUGUUGGCUUGGCCAUGAGUUUAAAGAAGCUUGACUUUCAUAUUGACGAAAGUGAGGGACAUGAAUAUGGAGCAUGUAAUCCUGUAAAGACGAAAACACGGCUUUUUGUUUGUGGCACUUUCAUGGCAGAAUGGCAUUUCCGAGAACUAUAUUUGGAUGAAUUGCACUGUAUUGCUAUAGCCUAUGAGACGAACAACGAUUGUAUAAAUCAUAGGGAAUUUGAUUCUGCUACAAUUAUUAAUAUAAAAGAUGUAUUAAAAAAAGCAGUAAAAGUAUGCUAA